Molecule: messenger RNA, 363 nt
Organism: Scutellospora calospora
Lineage: Eukaryota; Fungi; Glomeromycota; Glomeromycetes; Diversisporales; Gigasporaceae
Source: the annotation of a GenBank genome assembly
AUGCGCAUAUUUCUUGAUUGUGGUAGUACGAUAAAUGAAGUUGACGUUAGUAAUGAUGGACAGAAUACGGUUAAUGGGGUCAAUACACUAUAUGAAAAUAAUCAAUUUGCAUUUGGUGGGAAUCAAAAUGAAAAUAAUUUUGCAGUAAAUUCAGAGGUUUACCAGAAAGAAUUUCAGGCAGAUGCAACAUUUUGUGCGUGGGAUUAUGUGGACGAUAGACCUGAUGCACUAUAUAAUAAUAAUUACGCUGAACAUGAUAUUAGAAAUAAUGUGUUACAUCAAAUAGCAUAUGAAAGGAAUGACAUAGAGAAUUUUGAAAACAAUCGACACUAUGAGUUACAAGUGGGUAUAGGUGUUUCUUGA